Peniophora sp. CBMAI 1063 is the source of this 4815-nucleotide messenger RNA. The record is from the annotation of a GenBank genome assembly. Lineage: Eukaryota; Fungi; Basidiomycota; Agaricomycetes; Russulales; Peniophoraceae.
AUGGCCCCUAUCGAGUUGCCGGUCUCUAUCGCGCUCGCGUCGCUCGUACCCGUCAGCCUGGUCGCGUUUUACUUCGUGAAACCGACCAGCGCUGUCGGGGAAAUAAAACUGCCCGAGACUGCCGACCACCUCGAGCACGACCCGUUCAAUGUCACCACUCCAGAGGACGUUGAAGACGGCCAACCUAUCAAUGAAGCCGCGUUCUGGGCAAGGAUACGCGUUCGGCAAUUUGUCUUGACUCUGGUCCUCGCCGCUAUCGUCGGCCUUCAAACUGCUUCACUUGCUCUCUCGGCCGGGCUUGCACUUCGCAGUGCAAUCAUCAUCUACGCACUACACACCUUCCUGGCGUUGUAUUCCCUAGCGCUAUCACUCGUCUCCAUACGCCAAAAUGAACAACGCGCGCAUACAGUUGUCACAGCGCAUCUCGCCAUGGUCAACUCUAUCGCCUUCCUUGCGCUAUUCGUGGUAGCGAUUCUUCCCGACACGACGCUUCACGCUCAAAUCUACUCGUUAUAUAUGCAAGAGUCCCCACCGCGAGUUCUGGACAUUCUGCGGACAGUAGACGUCGUGCUCUACCUCGUCGCAGCUGUAUUGACCAUGACCAUGCCAUUGGGCCCGGAGUUACACUACCCCGUCGAACGCAUCUAUUCUGAGAAGACUGUCGCGUCCAUCACCAAUCAAGAUCAUAACAAUGUCAGCGGCUCUACAGGCGCGUCCAUCUGGGAUUUGCUAUUCUUCUCAUACACAACCAAAGUCGUAUACCUCGGCAAUACGGCAGAGUCGCUCGACAUCGGCGAUCUCCCCGUCGUACCCGGCAACAUGCGCGCAACCGAGAUCUUCCUGAAGAUGCGCGCCACGCUUCGCACGGUCAAGCUCGACCGCUUCCUGUUCUGGAAGUUCCAGGCGGGCGACGGCAUCGAGCUCAUCUACCAACUCCUCGUUCGCAAUAAGGUCGCACUCACUGUGCAGAUGUUCCUCGCGAGUCUCGGCGCUCUGUUGUACUAUGCGCCGCCGUUCUUCCUCAACCAGCUUGUGCGCUACCUGGAGCAGGACCCUGAGCGGACUGAUCGCCGUUGGGGUGUUCUGUUCGCUGUUGGUCUAUUCGCUUCUACGACUACAGUUCACCUUGUGACUGGUCAGCUGUGGAGUGUGUCCACAACCAUCCUUCAAGUUCGCUUCAAGGUCCAGCUGAACUCGAGCUUGUUCGCGAAGACACUUGUUCGGAAGGACGUCGCCUCGGGAGCAGCCGCCAAGGACGACGACGCGAAGUCCAACAAGUCGGGAGACACCGAGGAGGAUGAGGAAGCGGUAUCGACUAAAGCGCAAGUCAUGACACUCUUCACGACGGACGUCGACCGCGUCAGCGAGUUCGCGUGGCAUCUCUUCACCCUCGUCGACGCGCCGCUCGAGAUCAUCAUCGGCGCCAUCUUUCUGUACAAACUGCUAGGCAUCUCGGCCUUCAUCGGGUUGGCCGUCAGUUGCUUGUUCCUCCCGCUCAACCACUUCGCGGGCAAGGUCGUCGUCGGCGCGCAGGAUAACCUCAUGAAGGCUCGUGACGAGCGCGUGGCUCUUAUGAACGAGAUCCUCGGCGCUAUCCGCAUGCUGAAGUUCAUGGCGUGGGAACGCAGCUUUGAGAAGCGCGUGCUCGCUAUUCGCGAGAAGGAGCUCAAGUACCAGAAGUUGAACUACACUAUCGAGACGCUUUGGAAUGCCAUUUGGGCAGGCUCGCCGAUUCUCGUCACGCUUGCGGCUUUCUUCCAUUUCGCUGUCAUUCGCGGCGAGGUGCUCACUGCCUCCACGGCUUUCACUUCGAUUGCAGUGUUUGACGAGAUGAAGUUCGCUCUCAACGCGCUCCCCGAGACCCUCAUCAACAUGCUCCAGUCCCUCGUAUCGCUCCGUCGUAUCGAGAAGUACCUCCACGGUCGCGAAGUAGCGCCCAUCCCAUCGCUCGGUGCCAACACGAACCCCAUCGCCUUUCAAGGAGCCACAGUUACUUGGCCCCAGGACCGCUCGCGCGAGACGGCCACCUCGACCCCGAACCUCAGCGCUGCGAGCACCCCCAGCCGCGGGAAGUUCGUACUGGUUGACCUCAAUCUUAACUUCCCGCGCGGGGAGCUCAGCUUGGUAUGCGGUAAACUCGGUAGCGGGAAGACGCUUCUAUUGCUCUCGUUGCUCGGCGAGGCGGAUCACCUCACCGGCCAGAUCCUCUGCCCGCGCUCUCCUCCGGAUGCUAUAGCGAACCUUUCCCGCAGCGCGCCCGCGCCUGAGGACUGGGUCGUCGAGGGAGUAUGCGCGUAUGUCCCGCAAGCGGCCUGGCUCCGCAACGCCUCGAUUAAGGAGAAUAUCCUCUUCAACAUGCCCUACGACGAGACGCGCUACCAAAAGACGCUCGAAGCCUGCGCGCUCAUCAACGACCUCAAGAUUCUCGAAGACGGUGACGAGUCGGAGAUCGGCGAGCGCGGCGUCAACUUGUCCGGCGGUCAGAAGGCCCGCGUGUCCCUCGCGCGCGCUGUAUACUCGCGCGCGUCAAUCUUGUUGCUCGACGAUGUUCUCUCGGCCGUCGAUGCGCAUACCGCACACCACCUUUUCAACGAGUGUCUCAAGGGCGAACUCAUGAAGGGCCGCACGAUUGUUCUCGUAUCGCACCACGUCCAGCUGUGCGCGCCCGGCGCGAAGUACGUCGUGGCGCUCGAGAACGGACGCGUCUUGUACCAGGGACCCAGCGCAGAGUUCCAGAAGGGGGCGGUCAUCCGUUCGCUUGUUCAGUCGGAGCACUCGGCUACGAAGGAGGAAGAGAAGGCGGAGGAGGAGAGGGAGAAGGCGCAAGCGGAGGAGCCUACGAUCGAGGAGGAGCUCGCUCAGGUCGAUGCUGGGAGCAACUCGAGCACUAGUGCCACUAGCGCCGAGCCUUCGGAUGUCAGCUCGACGGCUGUGACUGCCACAACCGCAGAUAGCAAGGGCGCGGCUGAGACGAAGAAGAGCCCGAGGAAGGUCGUCGAGGACGAGGCGCGCGCAGUUGGUCGUGUCAACCGCGAAGUCUGGAAGGCGUACUUCACUGCGUGCGGGAGCUGGCCGUACUGGACUAUCUUCGGUUUCAUCAUGGUUCUUGCUACACUCAGCCCUGUUGCCGAACGUGGAUGGCUUACGUGGUGGGCGCGCGCGAACGAGAGCGGGUCAACGCAUAGCCCGUCGUUCUAUGUUGGGUUGUACGCUGUUAUCUCGUUCGCGGGUAUCUUCAUUGGGACUCUGCGUUGGUUCGCACUCUAUGAUGGCUCCAUCCGCGCAAGUACAGUCCUCUACAAGAAGCUCCUCGAGACGGUCCUGUUCGCGAACAUCCGCUUCCACGAUACGGUCUCGCGUGGACGCUUGCUUAACCGUUUCGGCAAGGACUUCGAGGGCAUCGACAGCAGUCUCGCGGAUAACUUCGGUCGCAGUGUCAUCUACUGCCUUAGCGUCAUCACCACGCUUGUCACCAUCAGCGUGGUCGGCGGGUUGCCCUUCCUCUUGACUGCUUUGCUCAUCGGCGUGCUCUACUACAACUCGGCGCAGGUGUACGGACAGACGAGUCGUGACAUGCGUCGUCUUGACUCCGCUACGCGUUCACCGCUUUACUCGAUAUACGGCGAGACCAUCGCCGGUGUCGCCAUCAUCCGUGCCUUCGGUGCAUCGUCCAAGUUCUUGCGCGACAUGCUUCGCUGCGUCGACACCAACACGAACCCGUACUACUGGAUGUGGGGUGUCAACCGCUGGCUCAGCGUCCGCUUCAACGUUCUAUCCGCCGUGAUUGUCGGCAUGACUGGGCUUGUCUCGGUACUCUCCGUGCGGAUCGACGCAGCGCUCGCGGGCUUCAUGCUAGCCUUCGCAUCCAACAUCACAAACGACAUCCUAUUCCUUGUCCGUCGCUUCGUCGGUCUCGAGCAGUCCAUGGUCGCUCUGGAGCGUGUGAAGGAGUUCAGCGACCUCGCAAGGGAGCCGCCGGAGUUUAUCGAGCCGCGUCCGCCCGCGUCAUGGCCCCAGAAGGGCGAGAUCGAGGUCAAGAAUCUGGUCAUACGUUACGCACCGGAUCUGCCGAACGUGUUGCAUCAGCUUAACUUCAAGAUCUUGCCUGGAGAGAAGGUCGGAAUCUUGGGCAGGACGGGAAGCGGGAAGAGUACGCUUGCUCUCAGCUUCUUCAGGUUCGUGGAGGCGACCGAGGGUGCGAUUAAAGUGGACGGGAUCGACAUCGCGAGUGUUGGGUUGACGGACCUGAGGAGCAAGUUGACUAUCAUCCCUCAGGAUCCGACUAUUCUGAGUGGUACGCUGCGCUCGACCCUCGACGUGUUCGACGAGUACGAGGACGCGGACAUCUAUGAGGCGCUGCGCCGCGUGCACCUUAUCCCCGCUAACACCGACGCGGCGGAUGACGACGAGUUGAACGCGAACGUCUUCCGGAACCUCGACUCGCCUGUAUCCGAGGGCGGCGAGAACUUCUCCACUGGCGAGAAGCAGCUGUUGUGCAUGGCUCGCGCUAUUCUCAAGCGCUCAAGAGUCCUCGUCAUGGACGAAGCCACAGCUUCCGUCGACUAUGCCACCGACGAGCUUAUCGGCAAGACGAUCCGCCAUGAAUUCGCGGACAGCACAAUCUUGACCAUCGCACAUCGUCUGCGGACGGUCAUCGACUACAACCGCGUCAUGCUGCUCGACCAGGGUCGUAUCGUUGAGCUCGAUACGCCCGCGAACCUGUUGAAUAACAGUGACUCGCUGUUCUAUAGUUUGUGUAAGGCGACCGGCAAGACGGAGUUUGCGGUGUUGAGGAAGAUGGCGGGUGUUGCUUAG